AUGGGCGCAGAGAGCAGCGCGUUGCGGAGCUUUACCCUGGAGGAGCCGCUUCUGACCCUGCCCUCCGGACUCACCAUGUACUCGGCAAUGCUCCAGGAUGGAAAGCCUGCCUCCGUGUUUGUUCACAAGCGGGGCAAUGAGGAUAAAGUCAACAAAGCUGCCAAGCACCUGAAGACCUUGAGGCACCCAUGUCUGCUGCGUUUCCUGUCUUGCUCAGUGCAGGAUGGCGACAUCCACUUGGUGACAGAGCGUGUGCAGCCUCUGGAACUGCUGCUGGACAGCCUCUCCCCAGAGGAAAUCUGCGCAGGCAUCUACGACCUCCUGCAGGCACUUGUGUUUUUGCACGAGAGGGGCAAAUCAAGCCACAACAACGUCUGCAUUUCAUCUGUAUUUGUCGGUGAAGAUGGUCAUUGGAAACUGGGAGGGAUGGAGACUGUCUGCAAGUUCACCGAAGCAACGCCUGAGUUUCUUGCAAGCAUUCAGAACGUGAGAGAGGCCAGCUGCGUUCCAACAGAAGAGCAGGCUGAGGGCUUUAAAAUGCUUCCGGAUAAAAAUGCUCACUCUCGGGACUCUUUCUCUUUUGGAAUGAUGGUAGAGACCCUCAUCCCUCUCCUGAAUGGCUACGUGUCACAGGAGCUGUACGACAGUCUGCAGAAGACUCUGCAGACGGGCCUGCUCCACUCUGACCCCUUGUCUCGACCCCCUCUCAGCUCCUUGCUGACUCAUGACUUUUUCAGGAAUGACUUUUUGGAAGUGAGGAAUUUUCUGAAGAGUUUGACCAUGAAGACGGAAGAAGAAAAGAAUGAAUUCUUUAAGUUUCUUCUCGACCGGGUCCAGAGUCUCCCUGAAGAGCUGAUAGCUUCACGCCUUGUCCCCAAACUCCUCAACUCUCUUGUUUUUGCAGAACCCAUGGCUGUGAAAAGCUUCUUGCCUCAUCUUCUGAGGCCAAAGAAGGAUUCCAGUGGCGGCAGCAACGAUGAACAAUGCCUGCUGUCUUUGUCCCUUUACCGUAAACAUGUGAUUCCUCAGCUUCUUAAGCACUUCAAGAUCAACGAGGAACACAUCCGGAUCGUGUUGCUGGCUCACAUCCACAUCUACGCCGAGUACUUCUCCACCGAUGAACUCAAAAACCAGAUCCUACCUCAGGUUUUGUUAGGAAUGAGAGACACAAAUGAUUCCCUGGUUGCCAUGACGCUGCAGAGUCUGGCGGUGUUGGUGCCCUUGUUGGGGGCUCAGGCGGUGGUUGGUGGAGAGAGGAUCAAGGUCUUUAAACGCACCACACCCAACUUCACCAAGUCUACAGAGGUCACUCCUGAAACUUCACCUGUCCAUAUAGUUGAAGGCUUCCACCCUCAGAUGGCCCAGCCUUCGAAAGUCUGGAAUUUGUCCCCCAGACCGUCAGGGACUGAAGGCCUGUUCAUGGGUCACAUGGGUACCUUAGGAGGUAGUAGGGUGAGACCAAUAAGUUACUCUCUGCCACCGAUAUCAGAGGUCAGCAGAAAGAUGUCUCUACCUUUGAACGGCUUUCAUCAGGACAGUGAGAUGGAGCUAAUAUCAUCCAGCCCAGAGCAGCCUGACAGGCUUGAAGGACCAGUGGAGGACUGGCCUGACUGGAGUGACCCUGAAGAGAGUGAGAGCAGAGAUGGACAGUCAGUCCAGAUCCACAUUCAGGGCUCAGAGAGAGAAGGUCCAGACAGCAGCAGACUGCCACUUUCACGCCCGCCCUUGGAAGACGAGCCGUGGAACAACUUUGAGGACACUGAACCUACCUCAGAUCUCUCCCCUACAGCUCCUUUAUCACACCCGGUUAUUCUCACACCGCCCAGAGGAGACACUUCGAGGCCUGUAAAGCAUGAUCCGGAGCUUCUGAGGCUGGGUGCCUCUGAACCCCUUAAAUUGACCUCAACACUGCGACAACCCACACAGAGCAAGACCACUUCCUGCGAUGGCUGGGCUCAAGAAGAGAAAGACUCGCACAACCUGUUGAACACCAAGCCCAAACCUAGAGUGCCACUAAAGAAUGGUGGGAGAGGAGGUCUUGGGGAGGAGUUCACAAUUAAGGUGAAGAAAAAGCAUGCGCCGGACCCAGAGCUGGAUUUGUUUGCAGACAUGGUGCCGGACAUCAAACUGUCCUCUCCAACUCUGCUGCCACUGGAUGAGGACAGCGUGAGUGAUGCUUCAGAAAUGACUAAAUAUCUGCAGGUUGACCCAUCCAUCGAUACUGUAACACUCACUGCCAAGUUCGCAGUUGACAACCUGACCGAGACUGAAACCGAUGGCUGGGGAGAUGGAGAUGACCUGAACUGGGAGGAAGAGAAUGCUUGGUGAUGAUGUUUGAUCCGUCUGCUUCAUCUGAGGCAAAGACUUGACCCCCGGAAAACUCAAAUCCUCAUUUCCGAGACAGUCAGCUGGAGGUUCCCUGCAUGAUGUAGGAAGAUAAUGGACCGACUUUUUAUACCUAUUAUGUUGGUUCCCAGACAUUAUCAGUCUGUUCAUUAAGGUACUGGAAGGAUUGGAAGCUUAUAGGAUGGUGCUGAACUUGGACAAAUGAAGCCAUGUUUAAUUGUUUGCCAACUGAUACAGUCACCUCAAUAUGAAUGAAAGUCACCUUGUUUUCAUCUGCUUCAACUUUUUUUUUUUUUUUACGUGCCAACUUCACACUUGGCAUGAAAAUCAAGAGAUACUUUUUUGGCAAGACACAACUCGAUGUGUCAGGAUUGAUUUACAAAAGGCUUGCACUUUGAAUGAAUGUAUGAUAGAAAUUACGUAAUUUAUUAGCUUUUGGUUGCUGGUGAAGUAAAGAUUUGCAGUGUCAAAUAUGA
Etheostoma cragini (Arkansas darter) is the source of this 2822-nucleotide messenger RNA. It is a transcript of the gene scyl3, whose product is annotated as SCY1-like, kinase-like 3. Gene Ontology annotation, molecular function: ATP binding; protein kinase activity. The coding region runs from base 1 to 2328 and encodes 775 amino acids. Gene Ontology annotation, biological process: protein phosphorylation. The record is from RefSeq and is a predicted model, not a curated record. Lineage: Eukaryota; Metazoa; Chordata; Actinopteri; Perciformes; Percidae. The transcript is spliced from 13 exons.